Messenger RNA from Purpureocillium takamizusanense, 765 nucleotides. RefSeq names its product Eisosomes component (gene SUR7). The record is from RefSeq and is a predicted model, not a curated record. The transcript has 3 exons. Lineage: Eukaryota; Fungi; Ascomycota; Sordariomycetes; Hypocreales; Ophiocordycipitaceae. Gene Ontology annotation, biological process: endocytosis; septin cytoskeleton organization; cortical actin cytoskeleton organization. Gene Ontology annotation, cellular component: plasma membrane; membrane raft; cell cortex. The coding region runs from base 1 to 765 and encodes 254 amino acids.
AUGUUCAAGAACGCGCCUCUCGGCCUCGCGGCCCUCAUCCUCCUCGCGGCCUCCCUCCUCUUCCUCUGGUUCGUCAUCCUCGCCGGCGUCAGCGACGUCACGCCCCUCAAGUACACCUACUUCCUCCAGGCCGACACCGACGGCAUCACCGGCGCCCGCCCCGUCUCCCGCUGGACUUACUUCUACGUCUGCGGCGCUCCGGACAAUGCCGACUGCGGCUCCGCCCAUCCCGCGCCGCCCUUUGGCAAGUUCGCCUGGGACAGGGACCCCCAGAACGCGCCUGAUGCCCUCGUCGGCUCCCACGGCUCCGGCACCACAAGCUUCAAGUAUUACUACAUGUGGCGCUUCGGCUGGGUCUUCCUCCUCCUGACCCUCUUCUUCGAGACUCUGUCUUUCUUCACCGGCUUCCUCGCCUGCUGUGGCCGCCUCGGCGCCGCCAUUUCCUUCCUGCUUGGUGGCUUUGCCCUGUUCCUCUACUCCAUUGGUGCUGCCCUGACCACUGCCACAUUUGUCAUGGCCCGCGACCAGUUUAAAGACGAUGGCCGCGACGCCAACAUCGGCCGCUGGGCCUUUGGAUUCCUCUGGGGCUCCUACGCCGGCCUGCUCAUCUCCGUCGUGCUUUUCGCCCUCGGCAUGCGCAAGGACCGAAACGCCGCUGCGGCCUCGGGCGCUGCGGGCGGCCGCCGGCGCUUCUGGGGGCGACGGAGCCGCAGCACCCGCAGCCGCUCCUACGACGGCCGCCGCGUCAAGGACGACUACUCGUAA